CUGAACGGUGUGCAGGGGUAUAUAAUGUUUCGGGACCGCCUCCCGGUUCAUUCAGUUUGAGUUCAACACUUUUGGGGAGUGUUUCAACAAUCUGCAACCUUAAGCCACUGUUUAGUCAGGACGCAAACACCCGAUCUCGGGAUAACGAACUGUGCACGUUUAUUGUGAGAAAAGCAUCUUCCACAACAACAACCUCUUGUUGACGAGUCCUCUUGUCUACCAAGGACACGAAGCACAAUCGAAACAUACCAAACUAGGCCGCUUUUGAAUGGGAUCAGCAUGAGUCCUUAUGAAAGAUAUUCGUCUUCCAACAGUACGGUUCCCGUAGUGGACAACAGAAAUUCCAAUGUGGCCCUUCAGGACACGGAUGAGAUCUUCCAGCUGCCAUUGGGUGUCCCUUUGAUUGACACGCCCAACGGACGCGUGCUGUACAUAACCAGACAUGGGGAGAGUAUGUACAACUUGGAGAACAGAAUCGGAGGCAAUCCAUCCUUGUCCAAUCGUGGCCAGCAAUACGCGCAAAAGCUUGGCCAAUACGUGAAUAAGAAUCUCAAAUUUGACAAGGUCUGGACGAGCGAAUUGUCGAGAACCUUGGAGACCUCAGCGCACAUCAAAGAUAUUGAGAAGAAACGGAUAAUGAAACCCGAGCUGAAUGAGAUCAUGUCGGGGAUCUUUGAUGAUCUUUCAUAUGAAGAGUUUAAAGACCAGAGCCCUAUCGAGUACAAAGAGAGGGAACUCAACAAACUCACCUACCGUUAUCCAGAAGGGGAAUCUUACUUGGACGUCUGCAGUCGGAUUGAGCCGGUCAUGUCUGAAAUGGACACUGGAGAGAAUCUGUUGGUCAUCUGCCAUCAAGCCGUGAUCCGCUGCAUCUUAGCUCGCCUCCAAAGGACGCCAGCCAUCGAAAUUCCUUACAUCAAGGUUCCGCUCCAUUCCUUGUUGAAGAUUACUUACCUGAACGGGCAAAAUACGGUGGAGGUCAUCCCGCUCAAUGUGGCCUGUGUAAGUACCUACCGGCCCAAGACGGAUCCGACCCUCUUGAGCGGUCUGGGCGACUCCAAACUCGAGUUGAAGGCCCUCACCAAAGUGUCCUCCGAGUUGAAGAAGACCAGCCUUGAAAGUCCGAAGAUCAACACGAAUAAGCUAAAAGCUGAUGAGCGCGAACAUUAGUUGGAGCCCGCGUAACCUCGCAUCGCCUUCGCUUGACGCAUGCUUUUGUAUACUAUACCUUCUUAUGAGCCAUUGUCAUCCCUUUGAAUGAAAAAUGAUUUGAGAAUGACAUGGAGCGAUACAUUCACCCUUACAAUCCUUUUUUACAUAGCAUUCCUAUAUUUAGAGGUUCACACCUGAACGCAAUAGAACUUCAUUCAGUCACAAGAGUAAGCCAGACGAAUUUGUUGAGCAUUGAGAAUCAUAUUGCCUCAUAUCUCUCAUUCUCCUGAGUAUUUUCAAGUUGCUUUACUUCUUGUGUACAAAAUAAAUAUUGCAUUACUCUGAUCUUUGCUUUCAAAGAUUGUCACAGUAUCCAGUUUACAAUCCUUGUCAAGGAUUUUGAACAAUAAAUAAAGAUAUUAAUCCGAA
This is a messenger RNA of Tigriopus californicus, 1581 nucleotides long. Its product is annotated as 6-phosphofructo-2-kinase/fructose-2,6-bisphosphatase 4-like. Gene Ontology annotation, molecular function: ATP binding; fructose-2,6-bisphosphate 2-phosphatase activity; 6-phosphofructo-2-kinase activity. The transcript has 3 exons. The coding region runs from base 280 to 1170 and encodes 296 amino acids. Gene Ontology annotation, biological process: fructose 2,6-bisphosphate metabolic process. NCBI's taxonomy places the organism in Eukaryota, Metazoa, Arthropoda, Copepoda, Harpacticoida, Harpacticidae. Gene Ontology annotation, cellular component: cytosol. The record is from RefSeq and is a predicted model, not a curated record.